AAAGAAGUGAAGGCAGAUAAUUCUGUCUUCCCUCCUGCCCAAAUGGUAGAGAUUGGACCAGGGGUCAAUAUGUUCCCAAGUGGCGUACCUUGGCUCUACGUGGUGCUUAUUAUAUUCUUUGUAUUUUACCUUUUUGUCAUAUUCUCACCUUUUUUCCUCGUGAUAGCCCAGUACACCAAGAAAUUCUUUCUCAGGUGCCGAUGUUCUCUGGGCAAUAUUUCCUAUAAGGAUCAAGACAAUAUUAAGAUGAAGAUGAACCGUCUGGGAGGGGCAAUAUGUCUUCUUCAGGCCCCUGGGAGAGAAGCUCCAAGAAGAGAGGCAGCUGGUGGGAGAGAAGACAGCUCAGUUCUGGUGGGAGAGAGAUCCCAGGAAGUCUGCCCAGUGACAGAAGUUUGAGGUGACCACAUCUGUGACAGGCAUGUCCCAGAAAGAUACUUCUAGCAUCCUCAUUAUUUAUACUUAAGAGAAUGUGAUAAUAAAGAUUUUGUGCAUCUC
Messenger RNA from Mus pahari (shrew mouse), 495 nucleotides. RefSeq lists its product as uncharacterized. The record is from RefSeq and is a predicted model, not a curated record. Bases 43 to 396 code for a protein of 117 amino acids. The transcript has 3 exons. Lineage: Eukaryota; Metazoa; Chordata; Mammalia; Rodentia; Muridae.